Messenger RNA from Trichoderma gamsii, 903 nucleotides. RefSeq lists its product as hypothetical. The record is from RefSeq and is a predicted model, not a curated record. NCBI's taxonomy places the organism in Eukaryota, Fungi, Ascomycota, Sordariomycetes, Hypocreales, Hypocreaceae. The transcript has 6 exons. The annotation marks the transcript as partial.
AUUCCCCCUUUCACUGUAGUGAAAGUGGCCAAACACCGAUCGAUCUUCCGACAGUUUUACCGAGGUGUUUCGGCUCUUCGUCGCCCAGGAAGCACAUUCCAAGAUUUCCACAAGAGUCUUGAACAGUUCAUAUUUAUACAGGAGAGAAACCAGGUCGCAAUGGGUUUAUCGUUGGUACCAAAGAUGGCUUUUCUUACCAUUCUCCGCCCAAAAGGUGAAGAAAAUAUACAGGAGAUCAUCAAUACACUGCGAUCCCCUGACGAGUCCUCCAAACCUUCAGGCCCAGAAUAUAUUUCCAGUCUAUACUUUACUCUCGCAACACGAAAAGGCGCAAUAUCAACCUUCGGUAAAGGGGCAAAGCCCACACUCCUCGGUCACCUGGAAAUGCUACAUCCAAGCCAGCCCGGAUUUAGCAGAGAACGAGACUUGCAGGAUCAUAAGUUGUUAUAUAAUUCUUUACUUGAGCAAGGUUUGUGCGAAUCGAAAGAAAAUAUCACGUCAUGGCAAGUCGCCGGCGGCUUCAUUACCCGUAGGGAUGAAGUUAUAUCAACAAAAGCUGGAGUUCUUAUUCUGGCCAAAUUUACAUCCGUCAAGAACAAUGAAGGUCGGAAGAAUCUACUCCAACAUUUAGACAAAUUUUGCAACUGGGUUCAAACAAAUGAGCCAUCGACUUACACCUAUUGUGUGCUGACAAGCCAGACUGUGGCAGAGGAAGUCUUGCUUUUUGAGCGCUAUAAAGAUUUGUCCGCUCUUAAAGGACACAGUCGAACAAAAGAAAUGCAGUCGAUGCUUAAACAAAUAUCGCCCUUAAUCAUUAAAAACAACACGGAAAUGAGUGAGUGGAAUGAAGUAGAUGGCUUCAGGUUUGUUAAUUUGGGUGUAACUCCCAAGGUGCGGCUUUGA